AUGGAAUCCGCCCGUCAAGGCAUGCUAGAAGGGGCACCAUCAUCAGGUUCUCCUAACAUGGUUAUUGCGCCUGGAGAGGCGGGUACAAGCGGCGAUGCAGGGGGAACGAGACGCGAAAUUCGGCUAGCCAACGUUCGGGCGAAGGUCAAAGCGUUGAGCAGUGGGAAAAGCUAUCGUGCCCUAGAUGCAAUCACCGACCUGAUCACUGAAGCCCGCAUCAACAAGGCCAGUCUGCUCGAUGCACGCAAGGCUGCUGUUGAACUUGUCAAGUUGUUGACAACUCCCAAUGGCCAGCGAAGAGCCACCACAUACCGCGAUUUAUGUGAGCUGGGGCGCCACCUGCACCUGCCCAACUGGCACGGAUCUGAGCGGCGGCACUUGUACGUGUGGUACCACUGCAUGCACCGACUGCGGCUCGUCGAGGUGGAGGCGGGGCAGGCGGUCAUGAGGCAGGGAGAUGUGGGGGACACGGCAUACUGGCUGCUAACGGGGACAAUGGAGGAGUAUCGUACGGGGCCACCGUCACCGCCGCCGGCGCCGACAAAGUCCAUGUCCAUAUCCCGUUCCAUGUCGGUCAGCUUUGACCGAAUGAAGUCUCUCGGCGACGGCCGAGGGACCGCGGCGGCGCCGGCGUCGGAACCGCCGUCACCUCUAAUAGCUGUAGCAGCGGCGGCGGCGGCGGCGGCCGUAGCGGUUCCUUUGGGGUUUCCACAACCCUCCACACGCACCACAGCCGCCGCCGCUGGUGCGGCAGCCGCGGCGGCAAACGACAGUUCCGGGAAUUCCGGCAACUGCGGUGCCGGCGGCGGCGGCGGCGGCGGCACAGCGGCCGAGGGCACUGAUGCUGCGAAAUCGCCGUCGCCGUCGCCGGCAUCGGCGGCGGCAUCGGCGGCGGAGGGUGUUUCGGCGCCCCUGUCACAGAUGCCUAGCGGCAAGGAGGGCGGCUCAGGCAGCAGCUGCCGCGGCUCUCAGGACGUGUCCGGCGACGGCGGCGGCGGCGGCGGCGGCGGCGGCGUCUCCGCCUGUAGUUCCAGCGGAGACGGCGGUGGCGGCGGCGGCGGCGGCAAGGGGUCUGGCAGUUCCGGCGGCAGCCCCGGCCCCAAAGUGCGCCUCCAGGGCGGCGGCAGCGGUGGCGUGAACGAGGUGUCGACGCCGACUUUGUCGAGCGCGGGCGAGGUGGAGUUGGGGGAAAUUCGCUCCGCCGUCAAGGACGUCAAGACGUUUGGGCGGUUAGGGCAGGAGGCCCUGCAGGGCAAUCCGUACACGGUCAACGUACAGUCCACAAGCCCCUGCCAACUCGCCGCCCUAUCCCGCUCCGACUACCUGGCGGUUGUGGCGCUGGCGGCUAAAGAAAGCUUCGAGGGGCUCAGGGUCAUGAGUGGAUUGCUGGCGAACAAGUGGGGCGGGCUGGGGGAGGGGAAAAUUAGGGUUUUGGGGGAACACAUCCUGGGUGAGGUGGUCCUCAGUCGAUACAACGACUCGCGCAACAUCUCAGAGGAUUUCGUCGUUAAGACUACCGGGCAGCAGUUCGGCACCACAUCCACGCUGCAAGCGAGUUCCGACAGCGGCGGCGGCGGCGGCGGGGGGUUGGUUUCGGCCUCAAACUCCUCCGACAAGAAACGGAAUUUCUCGGCGCGGUGCACACAGUUGACGGAGUUUGCCAUAGUGACCAAGGUUGGCUACGCUCGGCUCAUCCGAAACCAGCUCCAAAAGUCUCUCGACACCCGGUUGAAGCUGUUGCAGGUACGUGUAGUUUUGGCAGCUGCGGUAGUGGUAAUGGUGGUGGUGGUAAUGGUGGUGGUGGUAAUGGUGGUGGUGGUAAUGGUGGUGGUGGGAAUGGCCAUCAUGUCCAACACCACCACACAGACCACCCUCACUCGCAUCGCCAUCAAUUGUCAGGACGAGACCUUCAGCGCGGGGAGUACUUUGGUGGACCCCGCCAGCCCCCCCACCCGCCUCUUCUUCAUCGUGGAGGGUCAGGCCAAGCUUUUGUGGGUGGCAGACGCCCUAGGACAGAUGCCCCCCUCGGAUCGGACGAUAGACGGAAAUGGUGGCGGCGGCGGCGGGGGAAGCAUCUCAAUGUCGGGUAGCGUCAGUGCGAACACGGCUAAUACAGACGCCUGCGCCAUGUUUGCGCUGAUGCGUAAAGGUUCAAAGGAUAGGAGCAUCAGGCGGCGGCGGCAGCAUCCGUACGUGUACGAGGUGGCCCUGCUCACCAGAGGGGAUGUGGUCAACGGAAUGGCCCUUCAUGGCAAAACCAGCUGCUUUACGGUGGUUGCAGCAACAAACCUCAAGGUAAUGUCGUUGGAGGUUGCCGGCGGGUUGGUUGCCCUGGAGCAGUUAUUCGGUCGGGAGCAGGCGACUAUGCUGAGGGAGCUGGUGCUGCUGCAGGCUGAAGUUCACCGAGAGCGAGCUGCUCACAUGGUCGCGGUACGGCAGCCGCAGCUACAGCCACACAACCAGCAACAGCCACAGACUGUGACGAUGACGAUUACGACUGUACUGCCGCACCCGCUGAUGCAGACGCCGCCGCCGCCGCAGCAGCAGCGGCAGCAGCAAUAUCAGCAGCAGCAAUAUCAGCAGCAGCAAUAUCAGCAGCAGCAAUAUCAGCAGCAGCAAUAUCAGCAGCAGCAAUAUCAGCAGCAGCACGUCACAACGGUUGUAGCUCAACCGGUGGCGCUACCGCGGACGAGGAUGAGGGUCCCAAGUCCAGGGAUGGCCCGGGAGCUGGGUCUGGAGGUGCCGCCGCCGCUGCCGAACCUUCAGGCCUCCUCCUCCUCAGCAUUGGAGGGCACGGGCCGGUCGCGAAACGGAAAGCCGCGAGCGCCGGAACGGACGCAGCUGGGGCUCCCCUUUGCCGGCAAUGUGGCGAUGUUGGUGCUGGAGAACCACUCGGAUCUGAUCAAGGUUGUGGCGCCGUACCCCACCAGCCUUGACUGCGUGGCGACCCUGCGCCAGGCCAUGAAUCUGCCAGCUGACCUGUCGUACUGCGAUGACGACGGGCAGUGCGUGGAUGGGUCUCACGGGGGAGCUGCGGCUUUUGAGAGGUCGUACGGGGUGUACGACGAGCGGGCUGGGCACCGUGUGAUGGUAUUUUCGGCGGAGCCAAAGGCCGUCGCCGGCGCCGGCGCCGCCACGCCAGAUUCCUCCGGCGGCUGCAGCUCCUCGUCGCCGUCGGCGCCGUCCUGCUCCGAUACCAGCGCCGUCGGACCCGAAACGCCACCUCAGGCUGGCGAGAGCUCGUCGUACACUGGCAGCGCGGCCAGCGCUGGCGUGCAGGCAUCGGGCACUGCAGGUGCUGCCGGCUUAGUCGAUGCAGAAGCGGCGGCGGUGGCGGCGGAGACGGCCGCCAAAGGCGGCGGGACAGGGGACGGGGCUUACAGCCUUGACUCAUCGGCAGUUUGUACUGCUGACGGUGGUAUCGAGUCCAAGAAUUCGUUGACGCCCUUCUCGUCCAUGCCAUUAGCCUUGACGGUAAUUGACUCGGAUCUGUACGUCCAUCCCCGAAGUACCGGCGGCGGUGGCAGCGGCGACGACGACGAACCUGGCAGCAACCCCCGCAGCGGCGGCAAAGGUAAUAGCGCUGGCGGCGGCGGCAGCGCUGGUGGCGACGGCGAACGGCCAUUGCGCGCGCAGGCUUCUACCUUCCUGUCGGCGGCUCAACAAAGCCCCGCGACGUGCGUUGAGCCGCUGACGCUGGCGGCGUCGCAAUCUGUACUGCAGUUGCAGCACUCCGUGACGUCUUUGGGCGGCGGCGUAGCCGCUGCCGCUGCUGCCGCUGCCGCCGCCGCCGGCAGCGGGUACGGUAACAGCGCAGCCGCUACACCAGCAACGGCCACUUCGCCACAGCUGCAGACGUUGCCGUCGGCUCGCAACGCCGCGGCGAUGCUCAGCGCCUCGGCUAUCCCACUCGCCGCCGGGCAGCUUCACGUGCCGCUGGCAAGCGUGUAUCGGCGGAUGGCGCCGGCGCCGGGGGCGAGCGGCACCGCGGGCGCCAUGCCCACGCCCGUGCUCGCAGCGACCGCGGUUUUACAGCCUGCCGUCUCUGCGGAAACUGCCAAGCUGUGCUCCAGCCGCUUGGCCACUAUUAUGUCUUCAGGCCCGUUGGUGGAGGCGGCGGAGGCCGCUGCCGGCAUCAUGGGCGGCGGCGGCGUCACAGAAGCCGCCGCCGCCGUCAGCAGUGCCGCCAGCGCCCGGGCCUCGUCCCCUGGACCGCCUGCUUCCGCGUCUUCUCUGCCCCCGUCGACGUCGUCGUCGUACACGCGUGAUUGGGGAACGCAGAUCCUUCGAAUGGACCGCAGCGGGAGCCCGCUGGCGCUUUAUGGCGGUGCGGCGGAGGUGGCGGCGGCGGCGGGAGGUCCAUUGCGGUCGCCGGUGGCGGCGGCGACGGCAUCGACGGCGAGUCAUGACAGUGUCGUGAUCUUGCCACGAAUGGUGUUGUACGAGACGGCGUUGCUGGACGCAACUGCUGCUGUUGGCGGCGGCGGUGGUGGCGGCGUCAAUGGCAACGGAGGCGGCAGCGGGCCGGGGUCGCCACACGGCAAUGUACGACUGGCAUCUCUGGGCGCCGCUGCGGCGUCCGCCGCCGCCGCCGCGGCAUCUGCAACAGUUCCGUUAAGUACGGCUUCUGGGGGAUAUUCGACAUACAUACUGCCGGCACUGCCCAGCAACGUCGGUACCUCCGCCGCCGCAUCGGCAGCGUCUGGCGCCGCUACCCCGGGUAGUUCAACCCCCGCCCCACAAACCCCCCGCCUCCGACCACCACCACGGAUGCUGCGCUCCGUGGACGCAGCGCUGCCGUACCAGUACGGCGGCUCGCGGGAGCUACUAGGAUAUUUAUCCCCGGGGACUAGGUUCGGAACGGAGCCGGAGGACGCCGGUAUGGUUUUCACCGGCGGCAUCGGCGGCCGUCCCGUACGGUACGGCAGCGUUGGUCCCGGGGGCCAGCGGCGGCAGGGCAGUGGCGGUGGCGGCGGCGGUGGAGGGAUUAUGGGCAGCGCCGCCACUGCCGCCGCCGCUGCGCGGCGGCUUGGCGGAGUGUCACUACGGGAGCUCGCGGGCGUAAACGGAAUUUUUGACGACGGAAGCCGCGGUUUCGGAGCCGCCGGUCGCAACGGCGGCCCGCAUAAGCCCCCUGAGGGUCCGGAACUGCCCUUGGAGGUGGGUGAUCUUGAGCUUGAGCUUGAGCUUGAGCUUGAGCUUGAGCUUGAGCUUGAGCUUGAGCUUGAGCUUGAGCUUGAGCUUGAGCUUGAUUUUGGUCGUGGUCUUGACUUUGUUGCCUGGAUCACACCACCCUCCCUCCUGGAUGUGGAAGCGCCAUCUCUCCAGAACCGCAAGUUGUCGGAACCUUCCCUGGACGAUCUAAAGUACAUUUUGACUCGCUGGUCAAAAAGAUGGUCCCAAGAGCGCAAUGCCCCGAUGGGCCCUAUGGCGGUUGGUGCUAACGGUAGCAACGGUCUCCCGUGCCAUCCCGUCGCCACGUCAUCGUACGACCCGCAACAAGCGGAGCGCCCUGGCGGCUUGCCGCCUUCCAUCAGCAAUUCUGCCGACCUGUUUCGGUUCGGCUUUACUUCCGAUGACCUGUAUCGAAUUGCGCGGGAACACCAAGUGCAGAAACAAAAUCGGCAAAGUCAGCUACUGCAACAGGAGCAGCAGCAGCCGCAGCUUCAACAGGAAGAUUCGGUUGGCGUCGGCACAUUCAAGCGACCGUUGGCACAACUAAAUCUGUUUGGACUGCCGUACGUCGGCAGCACGCCGCGGAGCAGCUUUGUGGAUCAUGCCGCCACUGCCACUGGCGGCGGCGGCGGCGGUGCCGGCGGUUCGCAGCCGGCUGUAGCUCUUCACCUCUUAUCUCUACCUGGCGCUUACUGCCACAACUACUUCAACUACUACAACUACUUCAACCACUUCAACUACUACAACUACUACAACUACUUCAACUACUUCAACUACUACAACUACUAG
Messenger RNA from Volvox carteri f. nagariensis, 5964 nucleotides. RefSeq lists its product as uncharacterized. The record is from RefSeq and is a predicted model, not a curated record. The transcript has 24 exons. NCBI's taxonomy places the organism in Eukaryota, Viridiplantae, Chlorophyta, Chlorophyceae, Chlamydomonadales, Volvocaceae. Bases 1 to 5964 code for a protein of 1987 amino acids.